CCAGUGCAACUGUAUUUUGGGAGAGUUUCAUUCAGACUACUAUUAAGAAUUAAAAUCUCUUUUUGGAUCAUGCACGGCUAAAGAAAGGAUAACAAUGCAGAACAUUAAGUGUGUCGUGGUCGGAGAUGGUGCAGUGGGGAAGACCUGCCUCCUGAUUUCCUUCACCACCAACGCCUUUCCUAAAGAAUACGUUCCCACAGUUUUUGACAACUACAGUGCACAGUUGACUGUGGAAACUAAACUUAUCAGCUUGAACUUGUGGGACACCGCCGGACAGGAGGAGUAUGAUCGUCUGCGCACUCUCUCCUACCCUCAGACCAACGUCUUCGUCAUCUGCUUCUGUGUGACAAGCCACACCUCGUACGAGAACGUCAAGCUAAAGUGGUACCCUGAGGUGUCAGAACAUUGCCCUAAAGUUCCCAUCCUGCUGGUGGGCACUAAAAAGGAUCUUAGAGAUGAUCCAGAGGUUCUGAAGAAGCUAAAGGAAAAGAAUCUCUCCCCUAUCACCCAGAAACAAGGUGAGGUGUUGGCCCGACAGAUCCAGGCCGCUAAAUACCUGGAGUGCUCAGCUCUCAGUCAGGAUGGGGUGAAGGAAGUGUUUACAGCAGCAGUUAAAGCUUUUCUCAGCCCGGGUCAAGCAUCCAAGAAAAAAUGUGUGCUCCUUUAAAUGCACUGGAACUAACUAACUAACUAACUAACUAACUAACUAACUAACUAACUAACUAUCUAUCUAUCUAUCUAUCUAUCUAUCUAUCUAUCUGUCUGUCUGUCUGUCUGUCUGUCUGUCUGUCUGUCUGUCUGUCUGUCUGUCUGUCUUUCAUCUAUCUAUCUAUCUAUCCAUCCAUCUGUCCGACAUCUAUCUAUCUAUCUGUCUGUCUGUCCGUCUUUCAUCUAUCUAUCUAUCCAUCCGUCCGUUAUCCAUAAAUCCAUCCAUCUGUCUGUCUGUAUGUCUGUCCGUCUUUCAUCUAUCUACCUAUCCAUCCGUCCAUCCGUCCGUCAUCCAUCCAUCCGUCUGUCUGUCUGUUCGUCUUUCAUCUAUCUAUCUAUCCAUCCGUCCGUCAUCCAUCCAUCCAUCCGUCUGUCUGUAUGUCUGUCUGUCUUUCAUCUAUCUAUCUAUCCAUCCGUCCGUCAUCCAUCCGUCUGUCUGUAUGUCUGUCUGUCUUUCAUCUAUCUAUCUAUCUAUCUAUCUAUCUAUCCAUCCGUCCGUCAUCCAUCCAUCUGUCUGUAUGUCUGUCUGUCUUUCAUCUAUCUAUCUAUCUAUCCAUCCGUCCGUCAUCCAUCCAUCCAUCCAUCCAUCCAUCCGUCUGUCUGUAUGUCUGUCUGUCUUUCAUCUAUCUAUCUAUCCAUCCGUCCAUCCGUCCGUCAUCCAUCCGUCUGUAUGUCUGUCUGUCUUUCAUCUAUCUAUCUAUCCAUCCGUCCAUCCGUCCGUCAUCCAUCCAUCUGUCUGUAUGUCUGUCUGUCUUUCAUCUAUCUAUCUAUCUAUCUAUCUAUCUAUCUAUCUAUCUAUCUAUCUAUCCGUCCGUCAUCCAUCCAUCCAUCCGUCUGUCUGUAUGUCUGUCCGUCUUUCAUCUAUCUAUCUAUCCAUCCGUCUGUCAUCCAUCCAUCCAUCGUCUAUCUAUCUAUCUAUCUAUCUAUCUAUCUAUCUAUCUAUCUAUCUAUCUAUCUAUCUAUCUAUCUAUCUGUCUGUCUGUCUGUCUAUCUAUCUAUAUUUAUCUUUGGACGUUUACCAUCUCUUGCUUACAGUAAUAAUUAUACUUGUUCAUUUAGUCUUUGUUACUCAAAUUAUAGUAUAAAGUAACCAAGACUCUUGUAAGUAAAUCCGUAAUUAAUUUACACUAAUUUUCAUUGAUUUACACUAAUACUAAUUGAUUCAUAUAAUUUACUUUGAAGUAAUUGGUUGAAUCUCAUGAAAACAUGCACAUGCCCAAAAUCUAAAGGAGAAAAAAGUAUUUUUUCCUAUUAAUGUCAAUGGUGAUUUUCAUUAUAUUCCUAUUAUUGUAUUAAAUUAGGCUAUUUUUACUGUAUUACAUUGGCCAGGUAACAACAUUUAGAGUAUACAAACAUAAUGUCAUAUAAUGAUAAAAAAAAAAAGGCAAGGGUGCAGAGUCGAUGACAUUUCUAUGCCUCUUGGUUAUCUGAGCCAAUUCAAAUGUUCACUUUCACAUAAGCCAACACUUUCAUAGAAUUUAAUGUUUUCUGUGUGAAAUGCUGACUGUGUACUUUCCUGCACACAUUAAUAAAAAGAAGGAACCGUUCAUGCAAAUCUGUGCUUUACACACUUACCUCACGAUUACAAAACAUGAUACUCCCUAUUUUCUUGUUUUCAGUUUUUUCUCUGUAGGUUUGUGAGAUGUGAUUGUGUCUGCUUAUGAAGAGAGUCAUAUACUUUCCAUUUAGAUACUUUUUUUGUGCUGAUUUUAGAGACUCUUGUGAGAGCUGAAGAAACAAGAAACGCAACAUUCACUUCCCUCAUCUGAAUCCUGAGCUAUUUCUGUUACAGUUUUCGGUAGCCAGUUUUGCUUCUUUGUCUGGCUGUAACUGUAAAAAUAGAAUAGAAUAGAAUAGAAUAGAAUCAGUGUACUAGAGCAAGUCAGGUUGGGGAAAGUUGUGACAUUUAUAUUUGAAAUUGUCGUGUGUUUUAUCUUAUAUGUUUUAUAUGUUUUUAAAAUAAUUUAAUACAGUAUAAUUUAUUAAUUACAGUUUCAGUUGGCCAAAACUUUCUUUUGAUAGUUUUAUUAAG
Xyrauchen texanus (razorback sucker) is the source of this 2740-nucleotide messenger RNA. Its product is annotated as rho-related GTP-binding protein RhoG-like. Lineage: Eukaryota; Metazoa; Chordata; Actinopteri; Cypriniformes; Catostomidae. Gene Ontology annotation, biological process: cortical cytoskeleton organization; actin filament organization; small GTPase-mediated signal transduction. Gene Ontology annotation, cellular component: cytoplasmic vesicle; cell projection; cytoskeleton. The record is from RefSeq and is a predicted model, not a curated record. Gene Ontology annotation, molecular function: GTP binding; GTPase activity; protein kinase binding. The transcript is spliced from 2 exons. Bases 95 to 667 code for a protein of 190 amino acids.